Molecule: messenger RNA, 2439 nt
Organism: Pogona vitticeps (central bearded dragon)
Lineage: Eukaryota; Metazoa; Chordata; Lepidosauria; Squamata; Agamidae
Gene: MOGAT1
Product: monoacylglycerol O-acyltransferase 1
Biological process (GO): triglyceride biosynthetic process; diacylglycerol biosynthetic process
Cellular component (GO): endoplasmic reticulum membrane
Molecular function (GO): diacylglycerol O-acyltransferase activity
Source: RefSeq, a predicted model, not a curated record
UCCUCCCGCAGCCGCCACCGGUUGCUCCCCGAGCCCUGCCUUCUCGCCUCGGCCCGCCGUGGCCCCUGUGGUCUCCCCUCCGCUCGUUCCCCCAGGACUGACCCUCGUGCCCUUGAGGCCUUUGGGAGACAAGCGCUAAGUAGGUGGGGCUCACGGGAGACCUCGGGCGGCUGGACUGGACGAGGCCGGAGGGCCCCGCGGGCGCUGCCCGUCCCCAAACGUGGAAGGGGCGCCCUGCAGUGAAUGGGCUGCCCUGCGCCGCCCCGGGAGCGCCAGGCCGCCGCCCAGUUCCCGAAGGCGAAGCGGGCUGUGUUCGCUUGGCGGCGCCUCCUCGCCUUUCCCGGACGGCGAAGCCUCCUUGACCCUUCCGGGCAGAGCCAGGCGCGGCAUGAAGGUCGAAUUUGCCCCGCUCAAUAUUCCCCUGGCCAGAAGAUUACAGACAGCGGCCGUGUUUCAGUGGGUCUUCUCCUUCCUGCUGCUAGCACAGUGUUGCUGUGGCAUCUUUAUGAUCUUCCUUUUUGGGGACUACUGGUUUAUCUCAGCGUUUUAUGCACUCUGGCUCUACCUUGACUGGGAAUCACCUCACACUGGAGGGAGGAGAUCUCAGUGGGUCAGAAACUGGAUGGUGUGGAGGUACUUUAAGGAAUACUUUCCAAUCCAUCUCAUAAAGACUUCUGAUUUGGAUCCAAGUAAAAAUUAUCUCUUUGGAUUUCACCCUCAUGGUGUCCUUGUUGCUGGAGCCUUUGGAAACUUCUGCACUGAAUAUACUGGAUUUAAGAAGCUGUUCCCUGGUCUGACUCCAUAUCUUCAUAUCCUGCCUUUCUGGUUCAGAUGUCCUUUUUUCAGAGAUUAUAUUAUGUGUGCAGGAAUGGUCUCAGCAUCAAAGAAGAGUGUGUCUCAUGUGCUGAGCAAUGAAAGAGGGGGAAAUGUUGCUGUGAUUGUAAUUGGAGGGGCAGAAGAGUCUUUGGAUGCUCAUCCUGAAAGCAUAACUCUUAAUGUUCUCAAAAGGAAAGGGUUCAUUAAAGUUGCUUUGAAACAUGGGGCUCAGCUAGUUCCAGUGUUUUCUUUUGGUGAAAAUGAAUUGUUCAAGCAAGUUGCCAAUCCGAAAGGAACAUUGCUGAGAACAUGGCAAGAAAAGCUACAGAAGAUUAUGGGAUUUGCUAUGCCUCUGUUUCAUGGCCGAGGGGUCUUUCAAUAUAGUUUCGGCUUGAUGCCUUAUAGGAAACCUAUUCAUACAGUUGUUGGGAAUCCUAUUGCUGUGAAACAGAAUCCAAAUCCCACCCUUGAAGAGAUUGACCAACUCCAUAAGAUAUAUCUGCAGGAACUGCAAAGAUUAUUUGAGAAAAACAAAGAAAAGUAUGGAAUACCCGAACACAUGUCUCUCACCCUUACCUAAAUAUAAGCAGUGGAGAUCUGGUGCAGAUGCCUGCGGAUGAGGAAGGAAAUAUCUCGGUCUCAAAAGACUUUCAAGAGUUUGCAUCCUUUUUGCAUAACAGUAACUGAAGUUAGAAAAGACUUGUUAAUUUUCAAAAACAUGUCUGGUGUGCAUUUACUUUUGGUGUGAAUUUGAGUUUCUCGAUUGAUUCAUACUAUUGACUGCAGAUAUUUCUCCCUCUUCCUGCUUCAAAUGGAUCUGCUUUUUUUGUGGUACUGGGGGCAAGGGCAGAAAGUAGAUUUCUGGGUGAUUUGUAAUAGAUUGGCAAGGAUUUCCAAUCACCACUUAUUUCACAAUGAAAGCAAUAAAAGGUUCCUCUUCCAUAUAACGUAUAGCACAGAAGCAAAGAAUGAUUUGAGUAAAGAGGAAUGGAUUUUUGUGUACAAGGGCUGUUUAGUUUCAAUACUCAGAUCACCUCUGUUAAAAUGGACGUGUACUAUGACAAAAAGGGAUUAUGCAAAAAACAACAACAACAACCUAGUAGGCUUCUCUUAUUUUAUUCAAUCAAUAUCAGAAUGGUUGCAGAGGAGAAAUUCCAAAGAGUAUGCUUUUAUUCCUUAAAAAAAUCCACUUGACAAGUAUGUUACUAUAUUUUUUGCAGCUGGAAGCUUAUUCACCAAGAAACAGAUGGGAAGAAAUGAAGUUGAUAUCUUGUGGUACAACUUCAUAAACAUUGGACUGUCCUGACAAUUCUCCAGUUUUGAUUUUUAGGCUGAACAUAACCUCAGUGAGGAGUAAAUAUUUCAUAAUUGUUAACUGCAUUGGAACUGCAUUAGAUCAGUCUGUCUCUAUCUCUGUAUAUCUAUAUACAGUAUGUAUCAUUACAGUGGUGCCCCGCUAGGUGACGACCUCGCAAAACGAAUCCGCAUGACAAUGAGGUUUUGGUAAGGCAGUGCGGCUGUAGGAUGGUUCCCACGGGGCAUAGGGAGGCUGAAGGGGGCAGGGCUUUUUUUCUUUCUUUUUUUAAGAUAGCCCCACAGGCUAUCCAAAAAAAAUGACAACUA